Molecule: messenger RNA, 1423 nt
Organism: Marchantia polymorpha subsp. ruderalis
Lineage: Eukaryota; Viridiplantae; Streptophyta; Marchantiopsida; Marchantiales; Marchantiaceae
Source: the annotation of a GenBank genome assembly
GCACGAGCAUGAAUUCACGACGAUAGACUGCGUUUUGUGAUUUGGGAAUCGAAGGACUCGAGCACUCGACUUAGUUUUUGGCCAAAGUCGUGAGAUCCCGGGAAUUUAUUUCACGGAUGGCGAAAAUCUGAUGACUAUGAAGGUCAAACAGAUUGGUCUCCGCGGUUAGGAUCGGAUGAGGGUUUAGGGUUUAUGCUUCCUAGCUUAGUCUUAGUCUUGUGACAUGUUGUACCGAAAAUCCUCGAACUAUGGAUCAAGAAUCCGUCGUGCCAACAAAUGCGCGAGAACCUGCGGCCUCGCACUAUGGAUGACACGGAGAGAGCUCCCCAAAUUUUACAUUGAUUCGAGGAUGUGGACGAAGUGUAUACGUCACGAAUGCCUUUUGAUUCGAGUGUCGAGCAAAAUUGAGGCUUGGGCUUGCUUACUUAGUGCUGUGAGCAUGUUCGACUACAACUUUUGCCCUUUCGGUGAUCGAGUGGCCGGUCCGUGAAUGAGUUUGGCAUCGGACGUCCUCUAUAUUCCCACCUCAUACCGAGAAAUGUAAUGUUUCGGAUCCUUAAGUUGCAAACCCUAGCUGGGCAUGGCUGGCCCGACCACUCCCCCACUUAGGAUGUCCUCGGCUCGCAUCAAGACAUAUGUCAUUCCAUUCAGCCAGCAAUUUGUGUUCUAAAUGUUCUAUUCGGAACUAAAUAGCAUGGACAUGUUGCUUCGUCGGGCAGGACUGUCGUUCCAGUUCACAAUUGAAGCCAUUGCGUCCAUCGUAGUGGGACAUGUAGAGGCAUUACGAGAGUAUGCAGGUAUGCAAGAAUUGAAUACCAAGUGCUUCCGACAUGGCUGUAGGAAAGCCGUGUCGGAAGCCAUGCCAUAUUCAUGGCUUUCCUACAGCCAUGAAUAUGGCAACGAAUGAUUUCUAGAAUGAGCUAAUAGUUUCUAGGCACCAUGAUGCGAUUAGGCAUGUACUCCAAGACCUUUAACUUCCCACCAUGUCUACUCGAGGAAGAGGAGGAGGGAAGGCCCGGAAGCUACGAAGUUUAAUACAUGAGGAGACAUGGUGUUCAGGUGCACAGAUGCGCUUACGGUGAUCGUGACAUAUUCUGGAAAUUAUCUCGGUGCUGUAGAAUACUGUAAAGAAAGGUGCCAUGGUUCAAAAGUCGAACCAAGACAGGGAUUCUCCGAUGGUUCCAACAUCGCAAGAUCCGAUCCCGACCACAGUGGACUGUCGAGUCUCGAUUGUCGAACGGUGGGUUACUCAGCCUCGGCCUCUGCUGCACUUGAAGCCGUGGCUCCAGGGCUCAACAGCCAACUCCGAUCGAGCUUAAGUGUAUAUUAUAAACAAUUCACUAUACAUUUGGGCAAUGUAUUAUAUAUAUUUGGCAUCUGGAUCUUUGUCUGGUUAAAUUCCUUCUUAUGUCUGGUAAAUUAA